Messenger RNA from Penicillium pulvis, 2286 nucleotides. It is a transcript of the gene sec11, whose product is annotated as signal peptidase complex catalytic subunit SEC11. Gene Ontology annotation, cellular component: membrane; signal peptidase complex. Bases 1 to 2286 code for a protein of 761 amino acids. The record is from RefSeq and is a predicted model, not a curated record. Lineage: Eukaryota; Fungi; Ascomycota; Eurotiomycetes; Eurotiales; Aspergillaceae. The transcript has 14 exons. Gene Ontology annotation, molecular function: protein binding; serine-type endopeptidase activity.
AUGGCGAUGGAUAUUGCCGACGAUACGUUGUACAUGGUUGGUCUGGAUGGAGGACUCAUUCCGGAUGAUCUCAAUUCUUCGAACAAUUAUCUCGUGACCCUCGACCUGACAUCCUCUUUCUCCACGUCGGAGGGCAAGAACUAUAAGAUGUCGAAACUGCCCAACUCCAUUGUCCCUAAAAUCAAAGACAUGGCGCUCUGGGCCAACGCGGCAAACACCACAUUAUAUCAAUACGGAGGUAGAUAUUUGGAGGAUAUCACCACGAAUAACACUAUCUGGACAUACAACGUGAAUGACAAGUCGUGGGCCGCCCAAGAGGGGAGCGUUCAGCCCGCGCAACGGGAAUAUGGUGUGGAUACAAAUGCACCCGAAAUUCAGGCUGCGUUCUGGGUUGGCGGAUACCGGGGUAGCGGUACAACAUCCACGAUCACCGAUUCCACAAAUAAUCAUGUCGGGGGAAUGGUUCAAUUAAAUACAACGACCGGGCAAUAUACUUCUCUCGCCGGGCCUUACGACGCUGUUCAGGAAGGCUCACUUUCUUAUAUACCAGUGGGCGAUACGGGCAUUUUGGUUUAUCUGGGUGGCGAGGUUCCUUCAGUCGCGAAUGGGGUUAACGCUACGCUAACAUCGAAUUCAUGGGACUAUGUCCAAGUCUACGACAUCGCUACAGGAAAUUGGUAUAAUCAAUCCACGACCGGUAGCGUCACGUCACGGACACAGUUCUGCGCUUCUGUUCAGCACGAUCCGUCCACCUCGUCCUACCAGAUAUAUGCCAUAGGAGGGGCAGACCUGGAGUCUGAAGACCCAAUCCUAGAUAUAAACUACCUGUCAAUCCCGUCCUUCAAGUGGUUCUCCGCCGCUCCUCUUGAUGAGGCCCGCAUGACCCUUCAAUGCGCCACAUACGGCCGUCAGAUAUUUGCAGUUGGCGGAAGACUUGCCUGGGCAGAUGAUUCCAACGCAGGCUGCUACACUAUGCCUGCAUUCAUCUACGACGCUCAAUCCGAGGCAACGCGAUCGACAUUUGAUCCCUCCUUGGAUUCGUUCUCCCUUUCCUCCUCAACUACCAGAAAUAUCAAGGAGUCGCCAUACCCCUCGUCAUGGGCAUCUCCAGCCCUGAAGGCCCUAUUUGUUCCGAGCACCAACACAAGCGAAAGCUCUGCGAGCGGCAACUCUACAAGCAGCAGCUCUACCACAACUCAACAGGCAGGAGGCAGCACAUCCCACUCAUCAAACACAGGCGCUAUUGCUGGCGGAGUCGUCGGUGGUGUGGCAGGCGUGGCCUUGAUCGGAGCCCUGCUUUGGUUCUUCAUUGCCAGAAACAAGAGGCAAGAGGGAGGUACCUUGCCCACGCGGAAAAUCAAUGAGCUACCAGCGGGGGAGCCUCCUGAGUUGUCGGUAGGGAACCCUCCUGAGCUGUCAGCAGGGAGAACUCCUGAGCUUUCUGGUGGAGAGAUGCGGCAUAUGCCCGUGGAACCCGUUGAGCUGAGUAUGGUUCAACGGGCUUGGCGGCCUUCCAGGCAGCAAGGCAUCAAUUGUGACGCGGGAGGAGGCCACCUCUCCGCAUUCGAGGUGAUCAGCUCCGCAAAACAAACCACUCAGCACUGCUGGGCGCAACAGUUUUUGACAGUUGCCGAUUACCUUUUGUCCCAGUGCAUAGCAACCUUCUUCGAGCUCCCUUCUUUACCUGGCCUUACGUGCCUAUCGCCCACUAUGCUAUCUUCGCUCACCUCCGGUGCCACCAAUGUGCGCCAAACGAUGGCGCAGGUGCUCAACUUUGCCCUCGUCUUAUCCACAGCCUUCAUGUUAUGGAAGGGACUAUCGGUGUUCAGUGCCUCAUCUAGCCCAAUUGUUGUGGUUCUGAGCGGCAGCAUGGAGCCCGCUUUUCAACGUGGUGAUCUAUUGUUUUUAUGGAAUAGGAGUCCUCGAGCGGAGGUUGGGGAGAUCGUCGUGUACAACGUGAGAGGAAAGGACAUUCCUAUCGUCCACCGUGUCUCUCGAACCUUCCCGGAACUGGAGCCCAAGGGAAACAAGGUGAAGGAAAUCACAGUUGACUCGGCACCAGGCUCUCAUAUGCUUUUGACCAAGGGCGAUAACAACUUGGCUGAUGACACCGAAUUGUAUGCAAAGGGGCAAGAUCACCUGGAUCGCAACGAGGACAUCGUUGGAAGUGUGAGGGGCUAUAUCCCGAUGGUUGGCUACGUUACAAUUAUGCUAUCGGAACAUCCAUGGAUGAAGACUGUUCUUUUGGGUUGUAUGGGAUUGAUGGUCAUGCUGCAGCGGGAAUAA